Molecule: messenger RNA, 1860 nt
Organism: Suillus subaureus
Lineage: Eukaryota; Fungi; Basidiomycota; Agaricomycetes; Boletales; Suillaceae
Product: 2-oxoacid dehydrogenases acyltransferase-domain-containing protein
Exons: 4
Coding region: 137-1792 (551 amino acids)
Biological process (GO): pyruvate decarboxylation to acetyl-CoA
Cellular component (GO): pyruvate dehydrogenase complex
Molecular function (GO): dihydrolipoyllysine-residue acetyltransferase activity
Source: RefSeq, a predicted model, not a curated record
CCAACAGAUCCUUCGUACUGUGCGACACCAACUAGGCUCGCUCUAACUUGUCCAUCUUUUAAGUAUAAACCUCCUCCAAGUUGCGGUGCUGGACCACGAGGAAGGGAUACUAAUUGACCUGGGAGUAAGGUAUCGGAUGCCAUGGGAAAUCAAGGGAGCCGAAAGCGAGCAGCAGCUGCCAAAUAAUAUCGUGGAACGAUGUACAAGGGAAAAGUCGGGAGACCAAGUAUUAUGUUACUCGCGUCGUUCGGAUUUGUCGCUAUUUGGCUGUGACUACAUACUUCAAAAAUCUCAGCCCACUCUGACUGUUAUACUUCCGCUCUCGAGGAAUCGCGCAUUUGCUCCUUCAGCAACAAUGGCCUCCUCUUCUAUCGCUCGCGUCCUUUCACGGCGUAUGAUUCCUACUUCUUCAUGUUGCUCACAACUAACAUUAUUCAUAGAGAUGCACAUGUCUGCACGGAGACAUGCCCUCACCAAGUUCUCCAUGCCUGCCAUGAGUCCCACCAUGACCGAGGGUGGUAUCGCCUCUUGGAAAAAGGCGGAGGGUGAAACAUUCACCGCUGGUGACGUACUGCUCGAGAUUGUGCGUUCAUAUUCUUGCUUCCACUCCGUUCCUCAUGUCUGUGCACAGGAAACGGACAAGGCUACCAUUGAUGUGGAGGCCCAGGACGACGGUAUUCUUGCCAAGAUUAUUGCUCCUGAUGGUUCGAAAAAUAUCGUCGUCGGCUCGCCCAUUGCCAUCAUGGCUGAAGAAGGCGAUGACCUGUCAGGUGCGGCUCAAAUGGCUUCCGAGCCUUCGGCCGCAUCCCCUUCCCCACCUAAGGAGGAAAGUACACCUGAGCCUCCCAAAACCGAGGCCCCCAAGCCUGCGCCAUCCCAGGCCAAGCCUGAGCUUGCCAAGGGCGAACGAAUAUUCGCAUCUCCCAUUGCGAAGAAGAUCGCUUUGGAGCGCGGCAUCCCGUUGACCCAAGUUAAGGGUACUGGUCCUGAGGGACGCAUCAUACGAGAGGACAUUGAGAAGUACCAACCACCCGCGGCAGCAGCCUCAGCAGUCGCUGCCACUUCCUCGGCACCUGCUGCUUCCCUUCCGGAAUAUACAGACAUCCCAGUUACAAGUAUGCGUCGCGUCAUUGGCUCGCGUCUCACACAGUCCAAGCAGGAGCUGCCCCAUUACUACCUUACCGUCCAAAUUAACAUGGACAAGACGAUGAAGCUCCGAGAGGUCUUUAACAAGACGCUUGGCGAAAAGGACAAAGCUGCCAAACUCAGCGUCAACGACUUCAUUCUCAAGGCUGUUGCAUGCGCAUUGAAUGACGUGCCCGAGGCCAACUCGGCAUGGCUUGGAGAGGUCAUCCGACAAUACAAGAAGGCUGAUAUCUCGGUUGCUGUUGCAACUCCCACUGGCCUCAUUACACCUAUUGUGAAGGAUGUCGGUUCAAAAGGAUUGGCAACUAUUUCUAGUGAAGCGAAAUCUCUCGCCAAAAAGGCUCGGGAUGGCAAGCUCGCUCCUCAAGAAUAUCAGGGUGGCACAUUCACGGUGUCUAACCUUGGCAUGUACGAUAUCGAACACUUCACUGCCAUCAUCAACCCUCCCCAAUCGUGCAUCCUUGCUGUCGGCACUACGCAGCCAACAAUCGUCCCAGCUCCUGAGGAGGAACGUGGUUUCAAGACCGUGAAUAUGAUGAAAGUGACACUGAGCUCGGACCACCGGACGGUGGAUGGUGCUGUGGGUGCUCGUUGGAUGACUGCGUUUAAAGGUUACCUCGAAAAUCCUCUCACGUUCAUGCUCUAAUAGUACAAUCGGGUCUUUGAGGUCUACCCAUUGUUUCUAGACUAGAUUACAUUUAUCACAUGCAUGCG